Hyla sarda is the source of this 1039-nucleotide messenger RNA. Its product is annotated as C-factor-like. The transcript has 7 exons. NCBI's taxonomy places the organism in Eukaryota, Metazoa, Chordata, Amphibia, Anura, Hylidae. The record is from RefSeq and is a predicted model, not a curated record. The coding region runs from base 164 to 928 and encodes 254 amino acids.
GAACAUUGAACUUGGACUCUGAGUCUCCGGCUGGAUUUUGUCCAACGGGAAAUUUCGAAGUGUGAACCCGGCCUUAAUCUUCUUGCCUGUCUUCACAGCCAGCUCUUGAGUGGUUUCAGAUCCAGAUGACAGCCAUGUCCAGUGUCUAGAAGAAGAAGGUAACAUGGCCCCUGAGAGAAUCCUCAUCACUGGAUGCAACAGAGGGAUUGGCUAUGAAAUGGUCCGGCAGCUGAUAGAACAACAAUGUCCGCCUAAACAAAUCUUUGCAACUUGUCGUGAUCCCAGCUCUCCUCAGAAUAAGAAACUGAAUGAUCUUGCAGCAAAAUAUCCAAAUGUGAUCGUUAUAAAGUUAGAAACCAGAGAUGCCAAUAGCAUCAAAGAAGCUGUAAAGGAGGUGGAAAAACAUCUGAAUGGAGCUGGGCUGAAUUUAUUGGUUAAUAAUGCUGGGAUCUCGCAUGAAAGCAAUCUUGAGUCUGCGGACUCUGCCGACUUCAUGAAUGUUUACAGCACAAAUGUAGUUGGACCAUUUUUGCUGGCAAAGGAACUUCUGCCAUUUUUAAGAAAAGCUGCAGAAGAAAAUCAACAGAAACGUUUUAGUUGCAGCAAGUCUGCUAUAAUAAAUAUUUCUGCACUGUUAGGAUCCAUAGAGAAGACACCAGAGACCUUCAAUUUUCUCCCAGUGGUGUCCUAUCGAUGCAGCAAGGCUGCUCUUAAUAUGCUCACACAGUGCCAGUCUUUGGGUUACAAGAAAGAUGGCAUUUUGUGCACUGCUGUCAACCCAGGAUGGGUCCAAACAGACAUGGGCGGCCCUAAUGCUCAUCUCACAGUGGAGAAGAGUGUCCAAGGAAUUCUCAAGGUUCUGGACAGCCUUUCUGAGGAGCAUUCUGGAAUUCACAUCGGCUGGGAGGGAAAUGUAUUACCUUGGUGAAAUACAUGCAAAAAGUUGAUUUAUUCUGCAGUUUUCUUCAUUUUCUGCUUUUUUUUCCCUUCAUUUUACAUUUUACAUACUGUUACUGUGUUGUAAAUGUAAAAAUGUUAA